Molecule: messenger RNA, 845 nt
Organism: Centropristis striata (black sea bass)
Lineage: Eukaryota; Metazoa; Chordata; Actinopteri; Perciformes; Serranidae
Gene: ifnphi1
Product: interferon phi 1
Exons: 5
Coding region: 6-710 (234 amino acids)
Biological process (GO): defense response
Cellular component (GO): extracellular region
Molecular function (GO): cytokine receptor binding
Source: RefSeq, a predicted model, not a curated record
UCACGAUGACCUCCUGGAUCUUCAGGCUGUUGUGCCUCUGUGGCACCUUGACCUCUGUGCUCUGCUGUGAUUGGCUGACAAACUACGGUCACCUGAGCAACAAGUCUCUGACUCUCCUCCAGCUCAUGGGCGGCCAGCUGUUGGAUCAGGACUGUCCGGUCCCCUUUCCCUACAGACUCUACGACCGCAUCAAGAAAGACGAGGUGGCGUCCCAGCUGCUCUUCGUCAGAGACAGUCUGCAGCUGCUCGCUGCUCUCUACCAGCACCACAACCGAUCUGCCACGAAUUGGGACGCCGACAAGACGGAUCGCUUCCUGAUGAUUCUGGACAGACAGACGGACGAACUCAACAGCUGUGUGUCGACCAACAGGACCGCAGGCAGCCGGCUGGAGAAAUACUACAGGAGGCUGGAGAACAGUACUCUGAUCCGCACCGGGGGCAGCACUGCAUCCUGGGAGCUGAUCCGGUCUCAGAGCGUUCGUCACCUGCAGCAGUUGGAGCUGCUGCUUGCCGUCAUCAGAGAUCAUCAGAACUCUGCAGCCAGCAGGAGGCGCUCUGCAGCCAGCAGGAGGCCCUCCGCAGCCAGCAGGAGGCGCUCUGCGGCCAGCAGGAGGCGCUCUGUGGUCAGCAGGAGGCGCUCUGCGGCCAGCAGGAGGCGCUCUGCAGCCAGCAGGAGGCGCUCUGCAAUGACUCGACCACACAAACACUGACACGUCUACUCUGUUACUCUAUAUAUUUAUUUAUAUUUUUUUAUAUUUAUAUUAAUUUAUUAUCAUGUUUCUAUUUAUGACCAAACUUAUUUAUUUUGUCUGACUAAACUUGAAAAUGUUUUUGAUAAAUGACAA